AUGGAGCCGGCGGUGCUGGCCUCGCACAACCUCCCGCACCACGAGCCAAUCAGCUUUGGCAUCGAUCAGAUCCUGAGCUGCCCGGAACCCCCCGGGAGCGGCCUAGGCCCCGGUCGCUCAGGCCAGGGCCAUGGGGAGAGUGCGGCGUUCUCGGGUGGAUUUCACGGAACCUCAAGCUACGGUCCCGCGGGUUCGCUGGCCCCGCUACCUGGCAGCUCCGGCAUGGGCCCAGGCGGCGUGAUCCGCGUCCCGGCGCAUCGUCCAAUGCCAGUGCCGCCGCCCGCGGGAGGCGCGCCGGCAGUGCCUGGACCCUCUGGCUUGGGCGGAGCCGGGGGCCUACCGGGACUCACCUUCCCUUGGAUGGACAGCGGCCGCCGCUUUGCCAAGGACCGGCUCACGGCUGCACUCUCGCCCUUCUCCGGGACGCGCCGCAUAGGCCACCCCUACCAAAACCGGACCCCCCCGAAGCGGAAGAAGCCGCGCACGUCCUUCUCCCGCUCGCAGGUGCUGGAGCUGGAGCGGCGCUUCCUGCGCCAGAAGUACUUGGCCUCGGCCGAGAGGGCAGCGCUGGCCAAGGCCCUGCGCAUGACCGACGCCCAGGUCAAGACUUGGUUCCAGAACCGGCGCACCAAGUGGCGGCGCCAGACGGCGGAGGAGCGCGAGGCGGAGCGGCACCGCGCGGGCCGGCUGCUCCUGCACCUGCAGCAGGAUGCCCUACCACGGCCUCUGCGGCCGCCGCUGCCCCCGGACCCGCUCUGCCUGCACAACUCGUCUCUCUUCGCGCUGCAGAACCUGCAGCCUUGGGCCGAGGACAACAAGGUGGCUUCCGUGUCCGGGCUCGCCUCGGUGGUGUGA
Callorhinus ursinus (northern fur seal) is the source of this 855-nucleotide messenger RNA. RefSeq names its product T cell leukemia homeobox 2 (gene TLX2). Gene Ontology annotation, molecular function: DNA-binding transcription factor activity, RNA polymerase II-specific; RNA polymerase II cis-regulatory region sequence-specific DNA binding. NCBI's taxonomy places the organism in Eukaryota, Metazoa, Chordata, Mammalia, Carnivora, Otariidae. The record is from RefSeq and is a predicted model, not a curated record. Gene Ontology annotation, biological process: animal organ development; regulation of transcription by RNA polymerase II. Gene Ontology annotation, cellular component: nucleus.